ACCACAUUCGUUAGAGCUCACCUGGUUGUGAAAGCCGAAGUGCUCUGUUGUCACACUAUGCAGCUCACCUUGGGAUUGGCCACAGACUUUUAUUUAGGAUAGGCAUAUUAUUAUUUUCGGGGCAUUUAACAUUCAUGUGUGCGUUCAAAAUGUAUGUCGUCGUACUUUUGUUCCUUUUCGCGACACUUUCGACGGUGGACAGCGUGGGGAAAUGGUCGCUGAAUUACAUCUACACUGCUCUGUCAAAGCCAGUAGAAUUGCCUGGUAUCCAUGAGUUCACUGCCAUGGGUCUGAUGAAUGACAAACAGAUUGAUUACUAUGACAGUGUGUCAAAGAAGAAGAUUCCCAAACAGGACUGGAUGAGGGAGAAGCUGCCAGCAGACUACUGGGAUAAAGGCACUCAGUCACGCAAGAGCAAGGAGCAGUGGUUCAAAGUCAACGUCAACAUCCUGAUGGAUCGCAUGAGGCACAACAACACUGAUGUGCAUAUCCUUCAAUGGAAACAUGGCUGUGAGAUUGACCAACAGAGUGACGGCACAUUGAAAUUCAUAAAGGGCACAGACCAGUACAGCUACGAUGGUGACGACUUCCUGGCCUUUGAUGAUGCCAAUAUGCAGUGGGUGGCCCCAGUUUUUCAAGCUCAGCCGACUAAGAGGAAGUGGGACGGGGUCCAGAUCCUCAACCAGUACACCAAGGGCUACCUGGAGAAGGAGUGUGUGGACUGGCUUUCCAAAUUCAUGGCAUACGAGGACAAAGUCGUCAGUAGGGCUGAUCCCCCAAAGGUCUAUGCGUUUGCUAAAAAGGCCAAAACUGCCGGAAAUGUCCGACUGACCUGCAUGGCCACAGGUUUCUAUCCCAAAGAUGUAGAAAUGCAUAUUAAGAAGAAUGGUGUUCCAUUGACCGAACGUGAUGGAGUGCAGUCUACAGGAGUCCUACCCAAUGAUGAUGACACUUACCAGAUCAGGAUGAGUGUGCAGAUCCCAGAGGCAGAUAAGGAAACUUAUGAAUGCUCUGUCAACCAUGUAGCUUUGAAGGAGCCAGUUGUGGGAAAAUGGGAUGGGAAAUGCUGCGAUUGUACCCAAGUAACAGGUGUUAUCAUUGGUGCUGUUGUUGUGUUGGUCCUGCUGACCGUGGUUAGCUCCAUGUUGGUUCUUUGGAAGAAAGGCAAAAUAUUUGCUGGUAAAAAAGGAGAUCUACCAGCUACUGGGAUCCAGGCACCUCUAAAUGGCAAUGGAAAUGGAGCCGCCGUUUUGAACAUGCCUGGUCAAGGCAGCAUCGAACGUCUAGAGGAGGAGGCAAUGCUGGCUAAUGGAGGGACAAAGGAUGACGCUAGCAGCACUGACUCUGGUCAAGGCAGCAUCGAACGUCUAGAGGAGGAGGCAAUGCAGGCUAAUGGAGCCAUUGAGGAGUGACUGACAACGCAUCUAAAUCUAGCAAACAACAUGUGAUUCUGUUUUGUCAACAAAUACUGUCAAUCUGGAUGUGUACAUUCCCAAGAAUGGACCGUUGUGAUCGGCUUGAAUUUGAAUACUUAUUAAUGAAUGUUUUGAUCUUUUGAAUAUCAUAAUAGAAUUCCUUUUCAAUAAAUUGACUUGUAAACCGCCUAUAUUUGGGCCAUUUUAAUGUAUUGGUAUUGGAACCUUAUUCUAUUUCUAUUGUAGAUUGUUUAUUUUAAAAUAGAAACCAAUCAUUUAAAUCGUUGCACACACAUGCACUGAACUGCUUUGUAAAUAUGUUUUGUUUUCAUUUUUCGGGGAAAGUAUAAAUAACUGCUUUAAUAAAAUACUCCUUUAUGAACCAA
Messenger RNA from Oncorhynchus gorbuscha (pink salmon), 1801 nucleotides. RefSeq names its product major histocompatibility complex class I-related gene protein-like. The record is from RefSeq and is a predicted model, not a curated record. Gene Ontology annotation, cellular component: external side of plasma membrane. The coding region runs from base 135 to 1412 and encodes 425 amino acids. Gene Ontology annotation, biological process: immune response. The transcript has 11 exons. Lineage: Eukaryota; Metazoa; Chordata; Actinopteri; Salmoniformes; Salmonidae.